Messenger RNA from Jaculus jaculus (lesser Egyptian jerboa), 1411 nucleotides. RefSeq names its product phosphoethanolamine/phosphocholine phosphatase-like. Gene Ontology annotation, molecular function: phosphatase activity. Gene Ontology annotation, biological process: bone mineralization involved in bone maturation. The record is from RefSeq and is a predicted model, not a curated record. The coding region runs from base 203 to 1411 and encodes 402 amino acids. NCBI's taxonomy places the organism in Eukaryota, Metazoa, Chordata, Mammalia, Rodentia, Dipodidae. The transcript has 2 exons.
CUCAAUUCCCGCAAGCACCCCUGACUCCAUCCUGCAUCCAGACAGCUUACCUAGAACCCCCCUUCCCUCUUUACACUCCAAACUCAAGCCGGGACAGACUGAAGCCGCUGCUGCCUCCCCCUCCCCUCACACACACGAGUUUUGGACAACAGCUGGAGGCCAACAAAGUCUGUAGAGGUGGUGCUCGGGUGAUGUGCUAACCAUGACCGGGUGUUUUCCAGUCGCUAGCCUGCGGUGCCUUUCUAGGGACGGCGGGAUGGCUGCGCAGGGCGCCCCGCGCUUCCUACUCACCUUUGACUUCGACGAGACCAUCAUGGAUGAAAACAGUGACGACUCCAUCGUGCGCGCCGCCCCAGGCCAGCAACUACCGGAGAGCCUCCGUGCCACCUACCGCAAGGGUUAUUACAACGAGUACAGGCAACGGGUCUUCAAGUACCUGGGCGAGCAGGGCGUGCGGCCGAGGGACCUGCGCGCCUUCUACGAGGCCAUCCCCCUGUCACCAGGCAUGAGCGACCUGCUGCAGUUCGUAGCCAAGCAGGGCUCGUGCUUCGAGGUGAUCCUCAUCUCGGAUGCCAACAUGUUCGGUGUGGAGAGCGCCCUGCGCGCCGCGGGCCACCACAGCCUGUUCUGUCGCAUCCUCAGCAACCCAUCCGGGCCCGACGUGCGAGGACUGCUGUCGCUGCGUCCCUUCCACACACACAGCUGCAUGCGCUGUCCCGCCAACAUGUGCAAGCACAAGGUGCUCAGUGACUACCUGCGUGAGCGCGCCCGCGACGGCGUGCAGUUCGAGAGCCUCUUCUACGUGGGCGACGGCGCCAACGACUUCUGCCCCAUGGGGUUGCUGGAGGCCACGGACGUGGCCUUCCCGCGCCGUGGCUACCCCAUGCACCGCCUCAUCCAGGAGGUGCAGAAAGCCGAGCCCAGCUCCUUCCGUGCCCACAUGGUGCCCUGGGAGUCGGCAGUGGACGUGCGCCUCCAUCUGCAACAGGUGCUCAAGACGUGCUGGGAACAGCCACUGCCGCCGCCGCCCGAGCCGGGUCGGGGACCCGGAGUUGGGGGGAAGCCAGCGGUGCCACCGCAAGCCCUCCGCUACGGCGCUCUACACCUUCUGCCCUCCUCCCAUUCCCCACUCCGCCAGCCAGCCUCCAAGGAAGAACGAGCCAGAGGGAACAGUCGCCUCCUGGUAGUAGUACGAGGUAGCGCACUAACCACCCAGGUGGGUAAAGCCCACCUGGGACCUCUGAAAGAGCGACUACAUCUCCUCACACCGCAUCAAGCCUCAUCUAUCCAGCAAGAAGAGACCAAGAACUUUACCAAAGGAGUCCCUGCACACCCCCCCUCCAAUACGGAACAGAAAGCCAUGACGAUUUUUAAGCAGAGCCAGGGAAGCCCAAGCCCCGCCACCCUCUGA